AUUUGAACAGGCAGCGGUCCUGAUUAUGAUGAUUUUCCUCCAGUAAUACAAAUAGAAUAAAGCUCCAUUAAUACAUAACAAUAUUAAGCAACAUUCGCUAGAUUUCUUGUAAGAACCAACCUCCUAGAUCAUGGCAUCCACUUUCUCCUCCUCCUCCUCCACCUUGUCACCUGCAUUUUCUAUUAACAACAACAAAUUAUUGGCCUCCUGCCCGUCUCAGAUUUCUUUUUUUCGAUCAUCCAAAAAUUUUGUUCCGCCAAAGAUAAAAUUAUUCGUCUCCACACGGACACGUAUCCAUGCCAGCAUUGGCACCACCACCCGGAUCACCAGCAAUGCCGAGGUUGAACAGACCAGCAGGUCCACGAAACCGAGGAUCCUGGUGUCCGAGAAGCUGGGAGAAGCCGGUCUGAAGCUCCUAAGGAGUUUCGGCGAGGUUGAUUGCUCUUAUGACCUCUCCCCUGAUCAGCUCUGCACCAAGAUCUCACAAUGUGAUGCCUUGAUUGUGAGGAGCGGCACUAAGGUGAGCCGGGCUGUGUUUGAAGCUUCUAAAGGGCGGCUUAAGGUGGUUGGCAGGGCGGGAGUGGGGAUCGACAAUGUGGAUCUCCAGGCGGCCACUGAGUUUGGAUGCCUUGUGGUGAAUGCUCCCACGGCUAACACCAUUGCGGCUGCAGAGCAUGGCAUUGCCUUGCUUGCCUCGAUGGCUCGUAACGUUGCUCAGGCUGAUGCUUCCAUCAAAUCCGGAAAAUGGCUGAGGAACAAAUAUGUGGGUGUUUCUCUAGUUGGGAAGACAUUAGCAGUAAUGGGAUUCGGAAAGGUUGGAUCUGAAGUUGCGAGGCGUGCCAAAGGCCUUGGUAUGAAUGUGAUUGCGCAUGAUCCUUAUGCCCCUGCUGACAGAGCCCGUGCAGCCGGAGUGGAAUUGGUUUCCUUUGACAAGGCCAUUUCCACUGCCCAUUUCAUCUCACUCCAUAUGCCUCUCACGCCUACCACUUCAAAGAUCUUUAACGAUGCCACCUUCUCCAAGAUGAAACCUGGAGUCCGGAUUAUAAAUGUGGCUCGCGGUGGUGUUAUUGAUGAAGAUGCAUUGGUCAGGGCCCUUGACAAAGGUGUCGUUGCCCAGGCGGCUCUUGAUGUGUUCGCGAAGGAGCCCCCGCCCAGUGAUAGUAAGUUGGUGCAGCACGAAAAUGUGACUGUCACGCCUCAUCUUGGAGCCAGCACGAAGGAAGCACAGGAAGGUGUUGCUGUUGAAAUAGCCGAGGCAGUUGUUGGAGCCCUGAAAGGUGAACUUUCUGCAACUGCUGUCAAUGCACCCAUGGUCCCAGCUGAGGUUCUAUCAGAACUGGCUCCUUAUGUCCUCCUAGCUGAAAAGCUUGGUAGGUUGGGUGUACAGCUGGUGGCCGGAGGGAGAGGAAUUAAGAAUGUGAAGGUGGUUUAUAGAUCAGCACGAGAUCCAGAUGACUUGGACACAAGACUGCUCCGUGCCAUGAUCACAAAGGGAAUCAUUGAGCCUAUAUCAAGCUCCUUUGUCAACCUGGUCAAUGCAGAUUUUACAGCAAAGCAAAGGGGCCUGCGCAUCAGUGAGGAACGAGUUGUUGUGGACUCAUCCCAGGUACAGCCUAUUGAUUCAAUCCAGGUCCAGAUAAGCAAUGUGGACUCAAGAUUUGCAAGUGGAUUGUCAGAGGACGGAAACAUUACCAUAGAGGGAAGAGUCAAGUAUGGGAUACCUCAUCUGACCCAAGUCGGAUCAUUUAGCGUUGAUGUUAGCCUUGAAGGGAACGUCAUAUUAUGCCGUCAAGUGGACCAACCAGGGAUGAUUGGGAAAGUGGGCAACAUACUUGCAGAGCGAAAUGUGAAUGUGAGCUUUAUGAGUGUGGGAAGGACUGUAAAAAGAAACGAAGCCAUCAUGGCAAUCGGGGUGGAUGAAAAACCAGACAAAGAUGCCCUGAAGCAAAUAGGGGAAGUUCCUGCUAUUCAGGAGUUUGUUUUCCUAGAAUUGUAGACAAAACAUGAUUUCCGGGACAUGUUGGAAUGACAGAAACCUAGAAACCUCAAGGAGGAUGUAAGGUUAUUCGUCAUUUCUUACGAGAGCCCCUUUCCUUUCUGUGUUAUGUUAUUAGUGUAGAACUUGAUUUGAAAACUAUAAGCGGUAUGUGCAGCCAUUGAGUGGUUUAGAUGGUUUGUGCAGCCUUGCUGUUAAGACAACAAGGUGGUUUAGUGUUUGAUGUUUAUGUAAUGUAUAAUUUUCUCUGAAUCAGAUGCACUGUCGGUUGUUGAGAAUGGCU
Daucus carota subsp. sativus is the source of this 2279-nucleotide messenger RNA. Its product is annotated as D-3-phosphoglycerate dehydrogenase 1, chloroplastic. The record is from RefSeq and is a predicted model, not a curated record. Gene Ontology annotation, molecular function: NAD binding; phosphoglycerate dehydrogenase activity. The transcript is spliced from 5 exons. NCBI's taxonomy places the organism in Eukaryota, Viridiplantae, Streptophyta, Magnoliopsida, Apiales, Apiaceae. Gene Ontology annotation, cellular component: chloroplast stroma. Bases 131 to 1996 code for a protein of 621 amino acids. Gene Ontology annotation, biological process: L-serine biosynthetic process.